This is a messenger RNA of Drechmeria coniospora, 303 nucleotides long. RefSeq lists its product as uncharacterized. NCBI's taxonomy places the organism in Eukaryota, Fungi, Ascomycota, Sordariomycetes, Hypocreales, Ophiocordycipitaceae. Bases 1 to 303 code for a protein of 100 amino acids. The transcript has a single exon. The record is from RefSeq and is a predicted model, not a curated record.
AUGCUGCACCCCGCCACGCAAGCGGUUCGUCUCCGAACCGCCGCUUCUCAAGCUGCGGUGUUGCACCGGGCGCGGUACUUUCACUGCAACUCGCUCCUGCUCCGCAACCCAGAGGCCCCGCCAGCCGUCGGAGACGCCCGCCAUCCCGAGGCCCCAAGAACGUCGGCCAUCGAUGAGGUUCUUGCGAGGAGAGCCAAGGCCGGAAAGCUGGUGGCGGGCAUCGCUGCCGCCUCGGACAGUGACAUGUUCAAGGGACCUGUAUGCCUGCUCCCGGGCCCCCAUCGGUCGCCGUCGCUUCGCUGA